Molecule: messenger RNA, 1248 nt
Organism: Eptesicus fuscus (big brown bat)
Lineage: Eukaryota; Metazoa; Chordata; Mammalia; Chiroptera; Vespertilionidae
Gene: CNTFR
Product: ciliary neurotrophic factor receptor
Exons: 9
Coding region: 55-1173 (372 amino acids)
Biological process (GO): cytokine-mediated signaling pathway
Cellular component (GO): ciliary neurotrophic factor receptor complex; membrane; CNTFR-CLCF1 complex
Molecular function (GO): cytokine binding; ciliary neurotrophic factor receptor activity
Source: RefSeq, a predicted model, not a curated record
GGGUCCGGAGGAGGAGGACAUUGAUGUGCUCGGUGUGUGGCCGGUGGUGAAGAGAUGGCUGUUCCUGUCCCGUGGGCCUGCUGUGCUGUGCUUGCUGCCGCUACGGCCGUUGUCUACACCCAGAGACACAGUCCUCAGGAGGCACCCCACGUGCAGUACGAGCGCCUGGGCUCGGACGUGACUCUGCCAUGUGGGACAGCCAACUGGGACGCAGCUGUGAUGUGGCAGGUAAACGGGACAGACCUGGCCCCUGACCUGCUCAAUGGCUCUCAGCUCGUGCUCCGGGGCCUGGAACUGGGCCACAGCGGCCUCUAUGCCUGCUUCCACCGUGACUCCUGGCACCCGCGCCACCAAGUCCUUCUGCAUGUGGGCUUGCCGCCACGGGAGCCCGUGCUCAGCUGCCGCUCCAACACUUACCCCAAGGGCUUCUACUGCAGCUGGCAUCUGCCCGUCCCCACCUACAUCCCCAACACCUUCAAUGUGACUGUGAUGCACGGCUCCAAAAUCAUGGUCUGUGAGAAGGACCCAGCCCUCAAGAACCGCUGCCACAUCCGCUACAUGCACCUGUUCUCCACCAUCAAGUACAAGGUCUCCAUAAGUGUCAGCAACGCCCUGGGCCACAACGCCACAGCCAUCACCUUUGACGAGUUCACCAUUGUGAAGCCGGAUCCUCCAGAAAACGUGGUAGCCCGGCCGGUGCCCAGCAACCCUCGCCGGCUAGAGGUGACAUGGCAGACCCCCUCAACCUGGCCCGACCCUGAGUCCUUUCCUCUCAAGUUCUUUCUGCGCUACCGACCCCUCAUCCAGGACCAGUGGCAGCAUGUGGAGCUGUCGGAUGGCACAGCACACACCAUCACGGAUGCCUACGCUGGGAAGGAGUACAUCAUCCAGGUGGCAGCCAAGGACAAUGAGAUCGGGACAUGGAGCGACUGGAGCGUGGCGGCCCAUGCCACACCCUGGACCGAGGAGCCACGACACCUCACCACGGAGGCCCAGGCUCCCGAGACCACGACCAGCACCACCAGCUCACUGGCACCCCCGCCCACCACGAAGAUCUGUGACACCGGGGAGCUGGGCAGCAGCGGAGGACCCUCUGCACCCUUCGGGACCAGUGUCCCUGUCACUCUGGCCCUGGCGGCCGCUGCUGCCAUCGCCAGCAGUCUCCUGAUCUGAGCCCGGCACCCUGUGAGGACACGCCAGCGCACCUGCAGAGGAGCAGGAGGCCGGAGCUGAGCCCGCAGACCCCGG